AUGAAGGUGGUUAAACUGAAGCACAGAGCUCCUGUGGCUAGUGAUCAAUGGAAACCCCGCACAGAAGCCCCCCCAACAAAACACCUGAUCAGUGCCCAAACUCACACCACAAGGAAGAUUUACUGCCCAGUGAAUGAUUAUCCAGAGGAGAAGAUAGAAAGGCCUCACUCAGGUCUUCCUGGUGGUUCAGACAGUAAAGCGUCUGCCUGCAAUGCAGGAGACCUGGGUUUGAUCCCUGGGUUGGGAAGAUCCCCUGGAAAAGGAAAUGGCAACCCACUCCAGUACUCUUGCCUGGAAAAUCCCAUGGACGGAGGAGCCUGGUAG
Molecule: messenger RNA, 324 nt
Organism: Rangifer tarandus platyrhynchus (Svalbard reindeer)
Lineage: Eukaryota; Metazoa; Chordata; Mammalia; Artiodactyla; Cervidae
Source: the annotation of a GenBank genome assembly